Messenger RNA from Alternaria postmessia, 993 nucleotides. RefSeq lists its product as uncharacterized. The record is from RefSeq and is a predicted model, not a curated record. The transcript has 2 exons. Lineage: Eukaryota; Fungi; Ascomycota; Dothideomycetes; Pleosporales; Pleosporaceae. Bases 1 to 993 code for a protein of 330 amino acids.
AUGGGGCUUCUAUCGUACGGAUAUCAGGCUGGUGCCCAAUACCGCGGAAGAAAGGUACCCGCAAGCCUAGUCCUUGGAGGUUACGACCUUUCGCGGUCUUCCGAACCUCUCAAAAUCAAUAUUAAUAUCGUCGACAUGGCCAAAGCUCUCACGGUCGGGCUUCAGGACAUUGUAGUGACCAAUACACUCAAUGGUACCCUCUCAAUGGUCAACAAUGAACGAAUACUUGCUCCGAUCGACUCGUCGAUUCCAGAAAUUUGGCUUCCAAAGUCCGUCUGCGAUCGCUUCGAGUCCGCUUUCGGCUUGGAGUACCACGAUGGGACCGGCAGAUACGUCCUCACGGAUCAGGCCAGGGAUCGCCUUCGUGAACUCAAGCCGACCUUGAUUUUCACCAUCGGUGCUGAUGCCGUGACGGGUGGCAACACCACGUUGAUCCAGAUUCCAUAUGAAGCUUUCGAUUUGCAGAUAGGGUACCCCAUCUUCGCAAACGCAACGAACUAUUUUCCGAUCCGAAGAGCAGAUAACGAGAGUCAGUACGCGAUCGGUAGAGCAUUCUUGCAAGAAGCGUACAUCGGCGUCGAUUUCGAAUCUGGUAUCUUCAACGUCAGCGCUGCCAAGUGGGACAACCUAGAGCCAAACAUCAUAACCAUCUCGAACAAGGAUCGUGAUGCAGUAGCCGCCCGAGGGGGCUUGUCGGGUGGUGCGAUCGCCGGCAUUGUCGUCGGCUGCGUAACGGCAAUACUAUUGUGUAUAGCAUGCACGUGGUUCUUCGUGCUGAAGUCGAGGCGAACGCGAAGGCAAAACACAGCGCUGGAUGAGCCAGACGAGAAGAUUGGUCGAGACGCGCUGCAUUCAGCUCCAGAGCUGACAGGUACCUCCGUUCACGAGUUGCCAGCAAAGUACGGCCAUCACGAACUCGGCGAGGUGAAGAUGGUGCCUGAGCUGGGAAGUGAGGAGCUCGUUCACGAAUUGCCUUCGGGAGUCGUUCGAUGA